AUGCCUAUUAACAUCCACAGCUCCAACUCAGUCCUGAUGGAGGGAUCAGAAGUUACUCAUCAGCAACAUCACGGAGAACGCGUUUACAAAUGCACAAUCAUCUACUCCGAAUACGAUUGUUGGAAGCAACCUCGCAAGCCAGUGCGACAAGGAUCAGGAGUCUGGCUGAUACUCAAGGACAUCGCCCUUGGUCUCGUCGUAUGUUCGGGGAUUAUGUUCUUGUCCCUCGUAACCUGGUUCUUCCCAAUGCGCGACUUCAUUACGAAGAAUCUUUUUGACCCCGAGACCCGGUCCAUAUUUUGGGCAUGGGUGAAGAUCGAUGUCUGGUGCUUAGUUGUGACCCUCUGGCUCGGAAAGGUCAUGUUCAAUUACUGGGAUGUGGUAAUGCUGGUUGGAAUCAUAAUAUUCAGCAAAUCCAUUGUUGCCGGAAAAGCCAUCCUAUCCACAGUCGUUUUCGUCCUGAGAUUGCCAGUAAUUCCGAUGAAGUGGCUUAUGAAGGCCAUACUCAACCUAUGGCGCCGACUCUCAAAUCGACCCAAAGCAAGCACAAGUCAACCGAUUGGUGGAAGUUCUCUUGCUCCUUAUCGUGAGGGCACUGUGUUUCUGGUUUUCCGAGCAGUUGAUCCAAGCAACAAUGCUGACAGCUUGUACUCGGUUUGGGAAAUGAGCGACGAGGAUGAGGAGUUGAUGUGA
This is a messenger RNA of Endocarpon pusillum Z07020, 693 nucleotides long. RefSeq lists its product as uncharacterized. The coding region runs from base 1 to 693 and encodes 230 amino acids. The transcript has a single exon. The record is from RefSeq and is a predicted model, not a curated record. NCBI's taxonomy places the organism in Eukaryota, Fungi, Ascomycota, Eurotiomycetes, Verrucariales, Verrucariaceae.